Messenger RNA from Daktulosphaira vitifoliae (grape phylloxera), 2798 nucleotides. It is a transcript of the gene Nha1, whose product is annotated as sodium/hydrogen exchanger 9B2. Gene Ontology annotation, cellular component: membrane. The transcript has 11 exons. NCBI's taxonomy places the organism in Eukaryota, Metazoa, Arthropoda, Insecta, Hemiptera, Phylloxeridae. The record is from RefSeq and is a predicted model, not a curated record. Gene Ontology annotation, biological process: proton transmembrane transport. The coding region runs from base 183 to 2102 and encodes 639 amino acids. Gene Ontology annotation, molecular function: antiporter activity.
AUUAACGCUAGCUUAGUUAUCAAACAAUGUUACACUAAUAAAAAUUAGUUUUACAAAAUAACAACUUCAUAAUGCUAUAUUUAAAAUUUUAUAAUUAUACUUUUUUUAAUUAUUUAUGUAAAAAAAAUCAAUAUUAUAAGUGUUUGUGAUUUAAUUGUUACCAGUAACAUACUGUAUAAUACAUGCAUGUGUCCGUGUGUAAUAUCCACACCGCUAUGGCUGCCGAAUUGUAUGUUAAGAAACAUGAUAGUGUCGACUUAUCGUCUCGACAUCAAUCGUCUAUUGUCCGUUGGCAGACAGACAAAAUUCAGCAGCCUGUUAACGGGUCCAGUUUACCGGUUAAUCCGAGAGCAAUGGAACUUGAUAAUUUGAGUAAUUUAAACGACACAAGGAAAAAUAUUCAUCAAAAAGCAUUCAAAAAAACAGAAAAUUAUUCAAAGAAGUUAGAAUCAUUUAACGGAAAUGAUCAGUCAUUUAAAAAUGAAGAAUAUUCAUGGUGGUACAUACUUUGCUUAAAAUGUCGAAAAAAAGAAGUGGGUCCUGGCUGGGAACCAAAGACGUGGUCAAGAGGUUGUCCAUAUCCAUUUUGUCCUUCAUAUAGACAUGUAGCUCGAGUUUUAGCAUUACUCAUAACUGGGGCGCUUAUCUGGGGCGUUUUGUUGGUAAUAAUAGGCGUAGAUGCCCGACCCGGCGGUCAACUAUUUAAUAUCGCACUUUUGGUGAUAAUCGCCUACUUAGUAGGAUGGAUAUUUCGCAUGUUAACAUUACCUGGUUUAAUCGGAAUGCUCAUGGUGGGCAUGAUUUUUCAAAACUUUGGACUGAUCCAUGUGCAUGAUCCAUAUACUAAGGUUGUAUCAACUUUGCGAAAAAUUGCACUGGUGGUAAUUUUAACAAGAGCUGGUUUAGAUUUGGAUUCGAAAGUUCUAAAAAAAAUGUAUUUUAGAGCACUAAUAUUAGGUUUAGUGCCUUGGUUCGUGGAGGCUGCUGUGAUUGCAAUUACGGUUAACAUCCUACUACAUUUACCAUGGGGAUGGGCCAUUCUUUGCGGGUCGAUUAUUGCAGCGGUUGCACCUGCAGUAGUAGUUCCAUGUCUAUUUCGUCUCAGGUCAAAAGGAUAUGGAGUAGCUAAAGGAAUUCCUACACUGAUAAUCGCUGUAGCCGGCAUUGAUGACGCAGCUUCAGUUGUGGUAUUUGGAGUAAUUAAUACUCUUCUGUACACUACAUCACCAAAUAUGUCCAUUGAUUUAAUUUUAAGUCCAAUGUCUAUAAUAAUUGGCAUAUUAUAUGGUAUUGUAUGGGGUUUCAUCGUUAAGUAUAUACCUGAACGUAGUGAUCCGUAUGUUGUCCCAUUGAGGAUACUAAUGCUCAGUGGAGGUGGAUUAUUAGCUGUCUUUGGUAGUGAAAACAGAUUCUUUGAGGGAGCUGGACCAUUAGCAGUAAUUUCAGCAGCAUUUACAUCAAUAUAUUUUUGGACUAAUCAAGGAUGGAACAUAGAAGACAAUGCAGUGGCGACAGCUUUUGAAAUAUUUUGGAUGAUUUUCGAGCCAAUUCUAUUUGGAUUGACUGGUACCCAAAUUGUGGUCAAUAAUUUAAACAUGAAAUUUGUGAUAAUAGUUGUUUCGUGCGUAGCGGUUGCUAUUGUGGCUAGAAUUAUUACAACCAUAUUAGUAGCUACAGGAAGCUCAUUGAAUUUCAAAGAAAAGCUCUUUAUUUCUUUAUCUUGGAUGGCCAAGGCUUCUGUACAAGCUGCUUUAGCACCAGCUGUGUUAGAAAUGGCAAAAGAAGAUGGAAAUCUAGAGAACGUUAAGUUUGCUCAAACUAUUGUUAUGAUUUGUAUAUUAGCUAUCUUGUUAACAGCUCCUACAGGCGCUCUAUUAAUUACUCUGACUGGAACUCGAUUGUUGACUAAAACCAAAAACUUCCCUCCAAAAGGUCAGUGGCGACCAGGUCCUAGGCGAUCUAUUCGAGAUAUAACAAUUAACGACAAGAAAGAUGACGAAACCAGCAAAGAAGUGAAUACAAUUGAAGAAGAAAAUACCUAUGACGAUAAAAAAAUUACAGAUACAAACAAAACGUCAGAAAUACAAGUCGAAAAAGUUUAAACAAUUUCUACAAAGUGAAUUAUUUUGAGUAGAAAUGAAAAAUAAUUAUGCAAGAGUGGUUAACAGUUUGUAUUAAUAGUUACCCAAUUUAUGUGAUUUAACGGAAAUGUAAACACCAAAAAAAUUAAUUUUACACAUUAAAACUGUUAGUAAAUAUUGCUAUACAGUUAAGGAAGUAAGUUUCUUUAUCUAAAUUUACUCUUAGAUUUCUUUUAUGUAGAGUAAAAUUAUUUGAAAUAUUUAGUAAUAUAUAAUCAUUUAAUACUAAAUUCAUUAACCUUAGGUUAUUUUAUCAUUUCAUGACUGUAUCGUUAAAUUCUAUAAUAUAAUGUAAAAUUUUGUUCAAUUGAAAUUAUCUUCAUAUUAACUAACGAUAUUAUAUAUAAGAUGGUCCAGUAAUAAGUAAACUUUCAUUUAGAUUGUACAUUUAUAUUAUGUAAUAUUUUUAAAAUUUAUGUAUUAUAAUUUAUUUAUCCCACCACCACUCUCUCUUAAAAUAAAUCAUAGUUUGUAUUAAUAUUUUUACAAUUAUAAAUAAUGAACAUUAAUUUUAUCUAUAAAUUUUAAAUAUACAUUGUUUUGAAUAUUUCCAAAACUCUAUAAAUGUGUUUUAAAGUAUUUAGAGUUUGGGUAUUUAUUUCAGGUGGUAUUUUCAAUACCUUCUUCAAGCAGCAUUUAAAUUAUUAUAAAAAUGCA